This is a messenger RNA of Helobdella robusta, 2199 nucleotides long. RefSeq lists its product as hypothetical. Gene Ontology annotation, cellular component: plasma membrane. NCBI's taxonomy places the organism in Eukaryota, Metazoa, Annelida, Clitellata, Rhynchobdellida, Glossiphoniidae. The record is from RefSeq and is a predicted model, not a curated record. The coding region runs from base 1 to 2199 and encodes 732 amino acids. The transcript has 15 exons.
AUGGCGGCACGUUUUCUCGGUGGUUUUUUAAUUUGGGUGGAUUCUUGUUUUCUGCUUCUGAACAAGCUCUAUUCUCGUAAGGCUCCUUGGUUUGAUUAUGCUUGUGUAGUAGCCAAGAAAAGUCUUAGAAGACUGGAGAAAGCCUAUAGUGACAAUAGUAAUCUUACUCUUCUUCUUGCUCUUGACUUUUCUUCAGCUUUUGAUACUGUUGACCAUACUAUUCUCUUGAGACUGCUGCAUCUUUCUUUUAAUAUUACUGAUUCUUGUCUAUCUUGGUUUUCUUCUUAUCUCUGUAAUCGUUUUUCUUCUGUUGUUCUCAAUAAUUCUACUUCUAACUCCUCUACUCUUACUUUCGGGGGAACAGAAGAAUGCAGGUGCAGCUCCAGAAAUAAGGAGACCUGUGGUGAUCCGAAGAACUAUGAAAGCAACUGCCUGACAGUAUGUCCUGGAAAUAAGGAUCAAAAAUGUGCCGGGACCAAUUGUGCGGCCAAAUUUUCAGUUGGAACAUAUUUGGAAGCUCCAGCUGGUCAGUCAGUUUAUACUCACUGUGGUAAUAAAGUUGAUGAACUGAAAGAUUUAUCAAGUUGUGAUGCUGCAUGCAAAGCUGGGUGGACUGGAGAUUUCUGUGACAGAAGACAUUGUGAAGACGAAGAAGGCUGUGGGGACGAUAUGAUCUGCAAUAAACUGGAAGUUAAAGAAGAAACAUUUGGCGAAUGUGUUUGUCCAGCUGGCAAAUACAAAACUGCUCAAUGGACUUGUGAAGAUUUGCCGUCUAAGAAUGUAGCAUUCAGAAAGAGAGUUGAAACCGUCCCACAACCUGAAACCUAUCAACCAGAGUAUCUGGUCGAUGGUCACAUCAUACGAAAUCCUUCAGAACUUGUUCUUCGGUCACCAAAUGAAAUAUCAAUAACUGUGCAUCUUGAUACUUUAUACAAAGUGCAAUACGUAGUUGUCUACCACAGGCCAAAUUUCAUUGAUAUUGGUAAUGGCAAGGACAACCUGACUUAUGUGGUUGAGUUGGACGAUAUCCUGCAGGCUGGCUCGCUUGGAAUUCCAUGCAAUACAUAUGAAGUGAACAUGAAAGUAUGUACAGAACCGCCCAAAUUUGUGACAUGCAAGUAUCCAGAUUUCAAAUCAAUGUUUGUCUUUCUAUUUCCUGAAAUUAAACAAGAAGUAAAUUAUAUGGCGAUUGAUGAGAUUGAAGUCUAUGCAGAAAAUUUGCCAGUAUAUUAUUACGUUGGAUGUUUUGGCUCUUUUCAUACUGUGCACACAAUGCAAUCGAAGAACCUCACAUUUGAUGAAUGUAAAAAAUUCUGCAAAGUGCUUCAAAACCCCAUGCUCAUUGUCGGCUUGAAGGCUACUGAAAUGCCCAAACCAAGUUACGUUGGUUGUUACUCGGAGGCAUUGAAACAAGAGAACAAGGUGAUCGGGGUCACUCAGGGUGAGGCAUUUACAUCUUGCUCGGUGCACUGCAGGAUGCAAAACUCCAUUGAAUUUGCCAUAAUGAACUCAAUUAAAUGCAUAUGUGGAAGUUUGAUGAAUGCCUCAUUUCAAGUUGCCACGUCUAAGUGCAAUCAAAAAUGCCAAGACUAUGUGACUCUAUCUUGUGGAGGCGAUGGAAUGUUCUCUCUAUAUAAAACUUUCUUGAGGUACGAAGCAAGCAUUGAACGCCACUUCUGUAUUGACACAUCGGCUAGAUCACCGGAUUGUAAGCCAGGAAGGUGUGAUCCUGGUUGGACUGGACCACUUUGCAACAAGAGAGAUUGUUCGCUCAAUAACGGUGCAUGUCCGAAAGAUUUGAUUUGCUCAAAAGUUUUCAUUGGUUCAGAGAUAACAUCGGAAUGUUAUAAUGCCGCCAAUUUUAAUAGGUUCAAAAACACUACACCGAUGACAUCAGUGGAAAUGGGAACAUUAAUGAAUGCUCUACUGAUUCUUGGAUCUAUGCUCCUACUUUUGAUAAUAUCAGUUUUUUGUGCCAUUUUUUAUGUCAAGAAGAAACAUCCAUUGAUAUACGAGGAAAAACUUCAAGCUGUGAAAGACUUUAAAGCAAAAGUUGGCGAUAAAAUGAAGCAGCCCAAAAUUAGAAGUGGCGCCAAAGCUAACAAAGCUGAAUCAACAAAAGACACUAAGAAAGCUGCACCGGCUAAAGCUAAAGCAGCUCCAUCAAAAGUAUCUACUGCUACUGAUUCAACUUAUUAA